GUAACAGAGAUUUAAGUCUGAAAUUUGAAGUUCCAUCACUGGAUUGUUCUAGAAAGUCUGCCUCCACUAAUCAGGAUGAGAACUCCGCCGUCGUUAUUCCCAAAUGGAAACGGAUACAGAUGGUCCCCCAUCCUGCAGCUCCGGAUCACGUUCCUCCCAUGAGAGAUGCUGAAAAUGGAAUGACUCCUGCAGCUAUAUGUACCCCGGCUACAAGAGAGCGGGAGUCUCUCUGCAUGGAAAUUGCAGAUUCACAGGAAGUCACAAAUCAAACAUAUCCUGCACAAUGGAACAUUAACCAACAAAACAAACACAGUGAUCAAAGUUCUGGAGUUUUGACAGAUACUGUCAGGGUUGGGGGGGCCUCACCUUUGGUGGCUUCCUACCUGGGAGGUGCUGGAACUCUUAAUUUUGCAGGGUUGAAAGGGACAGGUGGGCAAGGUGAUCUCAUUCCUACACAAAAUGACAGACAGAAACAGCAAUCUAUGGAUGUCACAUUACACAGUACUACUCCUGGCUCUACUGGUAUGAUUCCAGAGAAGAACUCGGAAAACUAUUUGGCGUCUGAUCCUGACUUAUGGAAUAAAACCAAAUGGGACAGGUCAGCUCAGAGUGCAAGAGGUGAGAAUUUCACAAGUGCUUCUGAAUUUCAGAAGCUGGGCACCGCUCCAGCACACGACUCAGGAACGGGGAAGAAAAAGAGGAAAUGGGUCAAUGGCAAAACACUGCGAUGGGCCCAGAAAAUACGACAAAGCUGGAAGGAAAGACAAGUCAGACGAGAGCAGGGAGCGAGCAGCGAAGUAAGGGAAGAAAAAUCAGGCAAUCAGACGGUGCAGAAUGUAAAACAUCCAGAUCAGGACUCAAGCAGAACUGACACUUCCAAUGACAUGAGAAGGGAGGAGACUAUCUGUCAGAAAGAUCUUAGCGGAGAGGUUAACAUAUCCAUUCCCAGCCAGGAGCCGGCAGCUUUUGGGAGGGAGUUAAAUGACUUUCAGUUCAACUUUAGCCCCAUAAACUUGGCGGAUGAAAUCUUCACAAGCGAGCACUGGUCCAAAUUCUCGUCCCACGAAAAAAGACUGAGUUCCAUGAAAGCUCCAAGUCCAUCUGACCCAAAGGUGCCAUCCUGGAUUCAGGAGGAUGUUCACAAUGGUGAAAUGAAGACCGAAAAGCAAGCAGACCAAUCAGGGUUCAGAACACAUGAUGGCAGUCUAAUAGGAAAGAGCAGCACUCAGGAAAAUACUUUUGAGGUUUCACCACUUGUUGUGCCAGUCAGUGGUGGGAAUGCAAAUGAGGUAAACAAGGCUAUGUCUGAAGUCUGGAAUUCAGCUCCAUCAUGCUUUGAACAAGACCAUGAAGAAUCAAAGGAGGCCAUACCAAGGAACCUUUCCUUUGAUGUCUUACCGCCAGUCAAAGUCCUGGAUAAUUCUGCCCUGAUGAGCCGGGUCUAUCUCAACCGGAAGAGGCUGCACCUCACACGAGAACAAAGCAUCAGUAAUGAAGGGGAGCAGCACCUGGUGUUCAGGGACUCCACAGGGUCGCCACAUGAAGGUUCCACAUCAGAGAUGCAGACAGUGGAGUCGCAGGAUCAGGACUCUGAUGCCUGUUCAUGUCUUGAAACCGUCGCCAAAAAGAGAAAGUUGCGGGACCCCACAGAGGACACCCGUCACGUCCACUUUGCCGAGGUGCUGGUGACAGACAUUCCCUCCCUGCCAUACUAUGAGGCACAGAACGUGUCCCUCCCCAGGUGGAUCGUGGCCAUGAAGAAGAAGAGCAGGAGGAGAAAUAGCAGAUUACUCCAAGAUGCUUUUCAUGAUUUCGAACAUGGUUAAGAACGGCGCCAUAAGACAUUAAUUCUGCUGCUUCUGUGGGCCACGUAAUUUUUCUCUUUGUGAAGCACAGAACGAUAUCAACUGUUACAAAUCUGAAGUACAUAUCAGAAGCUGAAGUAACCAAUGCUUGCGUGAUUAGAUGUUUUCAUCUACCACAUACAGGACUAAGUUGAAAUACAGCACUGCACAAGACUCUCGGAAAGUUUAAAGCUAUUUAUCUGGGUAAAAACUAUAUAUUUGUUCAGAACAGAAAUAGAAUUUAACAUAAGAGCUUGCGAAAAUCAAGAGUAACACAGAAACUAACAGGAAUUUCUUCUGUUCGCCAGAAAGUUACUUAUUGGAUGACUAGAAGAUUUCUUGUUGAUGUAUUGUUGGGUGGCUACAAAAAUUAUCUUUCAGUUCCUAAAACCUUCCACAGGGGCAAACCAGCCAUUCCUUGUAUUUCUUUUUAAUUUCUCCCAGCCCAUUUAGGGACUGGGAGAACAAGAGAUGAUCCAGGGAACGGCGGUUCGACAUGGGGGAAACUUUAUUUCAAACAGAAUGUGCAAGAAAGGACCAUGUGGGGUCAAAACCAUGGUCAGAAGGGCAGAGAUACAUAAAGGACCAGGGCUAUUCCGAACACAUGGUUAGGUAGGGUAAACAGGAACAAAGAGACACUAAUGACGAAAACAAGUACAUCACAAGCAUAACCUAAUACAGCACUCACGUCUACAGUGGCUGACAAAGGAACAGGGCGGGGAUCGGCACACAUAUACUCUGCUAACGAUGGCUAAAUGAGGGACAGGUGAUUAAAGUGAACUAUUGUAAUAACCCACACAAGACAAGGAAGGAAAUGGGAUGGCCAGCGACAUCUGCUGGCCAAAGCAGAACAUGACAGACAUGGAAAGAACAGAUCCUGACAGAUUUGCUGCAAAUACUAGGGUGACUUUUGGAGACAUUUUAAGACCAUUUAAACAUUUUCUUUUGCAGAAUACUGUAGGUAUAUUAUUUAAAAAGUUACACCCAAUAACCACUUUAUUAGUUAUACCUAGCUAGUACCUGGUACGACUCACUUUUGCCUCCAAAAAUAAAAGGUGUUCACGAAAGGUAAAAAAAAAAAUAUAUAUGGUAAUUUUAUUGCACUUAAACUCUAGACACUGUAUUUUGUGUUAAAAUCUCAGGAGGAUUUGGUCCUUGGGGACCCACAGACAGUUCAUGUGUUUGCCCCCUCCCAGCUCCUGGUAGGGGAGGGAGAAAAAAAAUGGACUGGUAGGGAACUCAGAGGGAGCAAAAACAUGGACCGACUGUGGGCCCCCGAGGACCAGAGAUGGGAAACACCAUCUUAAAAAAUUCGAGGUGUUUCAAGUGCAGGUGGGGGGUGGGGGGCAUUUGUAUGCUUUGGCCCUACCAUGAUUAAGGUGCUGGAUGCAAAUAAAUUAACUAAGUUUCUCCGUGAGGUUAUGAGUUUACAUCCCCUUCUGUUGGCUCACGGACGAGACCUGCGGAAGUUUCAAAAUAUUACAAGUGGCAUGACAAUUCGGUCGACAUGCAGCGCAUUAAGUUUCAGUUGUUUGUCUGCUAACAGUGUUUCUGUUGCUAAAAAUUCUUUUUAUAUUUGGAAAUGAAAGGGAAAAAAAAGCUGUGAUACAGAGUGUGGUGUGUGAGCGAGCUGGUGAGGCUGCUGUGUAUUGUCA
Brienomyrus brachyistius is the source of this 3499-nucleotide messenger RNA. RefSeq lists its product as uncharacterized. The record is from RefSeq and is a predicted model, not a curated record. The transcript is spliced from 7 exons. The coding region runs from base 120 to 1826 and encodes 568 amino acids. NCBI's taxonomy places the organism in Eukaryota, Metazoa, Chordata, Actinopteri, Osteoglossiformes, Mormyridae.